Messenger RNA from Esox lucius (northern pike), 2480 nucleotides. Its product is annotated as very long-chain acyl-CoA synthetase. NCBI's taxonomy places the organism in Eukaryota, Metazoa, Chordata, Actinopteri, Esociformes, Esocidae. The record is from RefSeq and is a predicted model, not a curated record. Gene Ontology annotation, molecular function: long-chain fatty acid transmembrane transporter activity; long-chain fatty acid-CoA ligase activity.
GUUUAGUGACAGAUUAGUUACAGGUUGUUUGUUUAUUCAUUUUAAGAAGUCUGGACCGUCUAUCACCAUGUAUGUGUGGAUGAUAUACUUUAGUUUUUUGCUUUUGAUUGGAUUUUUAUAUAACCGCUUUCCUUACUUUCUGCCUGAUAUUCAGUUCGUUAGAAAAGUGUUAUUGAACAGAUACCGUCUAUCAAAGGUCAAAACGAGAAACAACACAAUUCUCGACCGAUUCUUGGAAUCUGUGAAGAGCAUUCUGUUUGAGGAUAAAUCUUACUCGUAUUUGGACGCUGAACACAUGAGCAACAAAGUUGCCAGAGUCUUGCUGCAACACAGCAACAUUGAUGAAGGAGAUACAGUUGCAGUUUUUUUAGGAAAUCACCCUUUUUUUCUGUGGAUUUGGUUGGGAUUGGUUAAAAUAGGAUGUUCUGCUGCUUUUCUGAACUACAAUAUGAGGUCGAGAUCAUUGCUGCAUUGCUUUUCCUGCAGUGGGGCAAAUGUACUGAUAGUGGCUGAAGAACUUAAAGAAGCGGUUGAGGAGAUCUUGCCGACUCUGAGAGAGCAGAACGUCACGGUCUUCAUCCUGACCGACCAGUGCACCACCGCCGCCAUGGAAAGUUUCACCGACAAGAUUAGUCAAGCCUCACCUGAACCAAUACCAGCUAAAAUGAGGUCAAAAGUCACACUGAUGAGUCCUGCAGCCUACAUUUACACUUCAGGCACAACAGGUCUUCCCAAAGCAGCAAUGCUGACCCACAUGAAAUUGCAGGCCGUGUCCUUUUCUCAUUCAAGUUUUGGAGUGUCUUCCUCUGAUGUGUUUUACAUAAAUCUUCCCCUCUACCACUCUGCUGGCUUCUUUGCAUUCGUUGGAACCAUUGAGAGAGGUUCCACUAUAGCCCUGCGGAGAAAAUGUUCUGCCUCUCACUUCUGGGACGACUGCAUAAGGUUCAAUGUGACAGUGAUACAGUACAUAGGUGAAACCCUACGAUAUAUCUGCAGCACACCAAAGAGACCCAAUGACCGGAGUCAUAAAGUGAGGAUUGCAAUAGGGAACGGAGCCAGAGCAGAUGUGUGGAGAGAGUUUCUGGACCGCUUCGGACACAUCAGCGUCAAUGAGCUGUACGCGUCAACAGAAGGAAACGUCAGCCUGUUCAACUACGUUGGGAAGAUCGGUGCUGUUGGGCGAGUCAACUUCUUUCACAAGUGGAUGUUUCCCUAUGCCCUUGUUAAAUAUGACAUAGAGAGAGAAGAGCCUUUUAGGAACUCUGAGGGUUUCUGUAUCAAAGCAGCUACAGGUGAGGCUGGACUGCUAGUCACCCGGAUUACACAGAUGACACCUUUUAAUGGCUAUGUCAGGGAUGUAAAACAGACUGAAAAGAAGAGGCUGCAUGAUGUCUUUGUGAAGGGGGACCAGUACUUUAACACUGGAGAUCUUCUAUGGAUUGAUGGGGAGAACUUCUUACACUUUAAGGAUCGUGUUGGGGACACAUUCAGGUGGAAGGGGGAAAACGUUUCCACAAAUGAAGUAUCAGAUAUCCUCACAAUGGUGCACGGUAUCCAGGAGGCUAACGUUUACGGUGUAAAAGUGCCUAGCCAAGAGGGACGGGCUGGAAUGGCAGCCAUUAGAUUGAAAGAGGGGGAGCCCUUUGACGGCACCGGCACAUGCAGACAUGUCUCCAGCUACCUACCUGCUUAUGCCAGACCCCGCUUCAUAAGAAUUCAGGAGUCUCUGGCAAUUACGGGAACGUUCAAGCAUAUGAAGUUGAGGUUGGUGGGGGAAGGGUUCAACCCAGGUGGAAUCUCGGAUCGUCUGUACCUUCUGGAUGAGAAAACCAAGAAUUAUGUUCCACUAACACAGGGGAUGUAUGACUCCAUUGUAUUAGGAAUAGUGAAAGUUUAAAUUUAACUCUGAAUUCCCAAAGAGUUUUGGGCUUUUUUGAGUAUUGACGCUUUCUUUAAAUUCCUUUCAUCUCUUCCAUUCACGUGCAUGUUAUAAUAAAAUGCUGCAUGCAUUUCCAGUUGCAAAUAUUUUUAUAAAGCUUUGAUUUGAAGUCCAAGAGGCGUCAAUGUAAGCUUGAAUAAAAAUGAGUGAUUGUAUCAAGAGCAAUGAGUGUCACUACAUUUCUACUUCAAAUUGUACGUAAUGUAUCAAUACCUUCAGAGAUUCUGUGUCCUUCCAUCCUGCAAAAAGAGAAUGAGCAUUCUAAAAUGUUUUCAUUAAAACUUCACAGAUACCGAGUUGUUUUAGGGUGUAACCUUCUUCUGCCUGCCAAAAAGUAACACACCACACUACCACACCCAGUUUUCAGAUUUUCUAAAUUACCAUUUAAUUGACAUUUUAAUAAGUCUUAAUUAUGUAAUUAUUGGAAGACACCGGUUUGGGAAGGUUGUUUUGUUCAUUUUAAACUGCGCUGUGAAGAAAUCCUAAAAGUUGAAGUGUGGCGACAAGCAGGUGCCUGUAUGAAAUGCUUGAGCCCUUCUGA